Messenger RNA from Dentiscutata heterogama, 4208 nucleotides. Lineage: Eukaryota; Fungi; Glomeromycota; Glomeromycetes; Diversisporales; Gigasporaceae. The record is from the annotation of a GenBank genome assembly.
AUGAUCCAUUAGUGGUCUCAUUUGUAUAUACUAUCUCGCAAGAAAUUGUUUAUCAUUUAAAUAAUGUCGCAUCAAUUGCCAUCAUCAAGCAUUCUUCAACCCUAGAUCCUAAUCGUUCUGUACAAUCACAAGUUCAAUUCAUAAAUUUACCUGGCCAAGCAAGCAAUGAAUCCGGUUCUAUUAACGUGAGCCCAUAUGAAGCUCUUCACUCUUAUAUCCAUUAUGCAGUUGCGCCGUACUUCGAUGCUUAUGUUAAUGCUAAAGGUGUUAACUCUGAAGGGGGUGUUGGGAUCAAUAAAAAACACGAUGAUAAUAAAAUGGGCAUCCCAAUGACGAAAAAGAAGAUCUCCGAGUUGGAGUUAGCUCUUGUUCAUUUGCAACAAAAUGUUGAAAUUCCUGAAAUAUCUCUUAAUAUUAAUCCGGUCGUUACAAAGGCCGUUGAAAGGGCUAAACAAGAAGGCAGAAGGAUCAGCGUUGACUUUAUUGAACAAGCUUUACUUACUAAUACUGACUUUUUGAAUAAGCUUCAAGGGGGUGUAAACAGUUGGAUCAAAGAGAUCCAAAAAGUAACAAAACUAUCACGUGAUCCAGCAAGUGGCACAGCUAUGCAAGAGAUAAAUUUCUGGUUGGGUAUGGAAACUGCACUUGAGGAAGUUGAUGUCCAGCUUAAAAGCGAUCAGAUCGUUUUGACAUUGGACAUUCUCAGACAUGCCAAACGUUUCCAUGCUACUGUGUCUUUUAUUGCUGAUACUGGAUUAAAAGAAGCAAAGGAGAAAGUUCACAAAUAUAAUCAAUUAAUGAAAGACUUUCCUCUUGGUGAAUUGUUAUCCGCUCCUAAUGUCGAAAAGAUUAAAGAGGCAUUAAAUAUUGUUUUCGCGCAUUUCACUAAGAAAAUGAGAUUAUCUCCAUAUCCAAUCAAGAAAGCACUUGCUCUUGUAGAGGCCAUCUCUCGUGAUUUAAAUGACGUAUUACUAAAGGUUUUAGGUAGUCGUCGUUUGAUGUACAUGGAAUAUGAUGAGUUUGAAAAAGUUAUGUCGGGUGCUGAGGAAGUUUUUAAAACCUGGGAUGAGAUGAUUAAAGAAUUCACGAAUGUAGCACGUGAUGUUAUGCGUAAACGCUCUGACAAAUUUAUUCCAAUCAAAAUAAGCCCUGCACAUGAUAAAUUGCAAGAGCGUGUUGCAUUCGUUAGAAAUUUUAGGAAACAACACGAGCAACUUCAUCAGACAAUUGCUAAAGUCAUGACUCAACCAAAGAGUACCACAAAAAUUGUUGUCGAAGGCGAAAAUAAUGUAGCUCCACAAGAAGGUGUUGGCAUGAACGAUAUCAAUUCUAUGGAAGAAGUAAAAGUGGCAUAUGAAAGUGUCAAGGAUAUUGAUGUGUUAGAUGUUUCGAUUGAAGGCACAGAAAUCUGGAUGCAAGCUGAAAAUGCAUAUAACGAACGUGUUUCAAGAGUAGAAAAUCAAAUUAUUGCAAGUCUACGAGAUCGACUUGGUACAUGUAAAAAUGCUAAUGAAAUGUUUCGUGUAUUUCAAAAAUUCAAUGCUUUGUUCGUUAGACCGAAGAUUCGUGGUGCUAUUCAAGAAUAUCAAAAUGAACUUAUUGACAGAGUUAAAAAAGAUAUAUCUAAACUUCAUGAGAAGUUCACUCAACAAUAUCGUAAAUCUGAAGCGAAUCACAUGGCUCAGCUUCGUGAUCUUCCUGCUAUCUCUGGUGCAAUGAUUUGGGCUCGUCAAAUUGAGAGACAAUUACAAACCUAUAUGAAACGUGUUGAGGAUGUUCUUGGUAAAGGUUGGGAGAUGUAUGCAGACGGUCAAAAAUUACAAAGUGAAAGCAAUAACUUUAAAAAGAAAUUAGAUACGAGACCGAUUUUUGAAGCCUGGCAGAAGGACAUUACACAACGUGGCGAUUUGAAUGUGACCGGAAGAUUAUUUGAAAUUACAAAAAAUCGAGCUCAAGGAAAUAUUCUUCAAUUAGGCGUAAAUUUUGAUCCACAAAUAAUUACCUUAUUUAAGGAGGUGCGUAAUUUAUUAUGGCUAGGUUAUCAAGUUCCACACAAUAUAAGCACGAGCGCAAAAGUUGCCAAGCGUGUAUAUCCUUUCGCUGUGAGUCUUAUGGAAACAGUUAGGACAUAUGCACAAACAGUGCAAAAAGUUCAGAAACAUCCUGAGGUCAUAAUGUUGGUUGCCAGCUAUCGUAACGGUGUACAAGUCAUGAUCGCUAAAGGUAUCACUUUUGAGUGGAAAUAUUUUGUGGACACUUAUGAUCGUAAUUUCCGUGGUGCAAUGGAUUCUCCUGAGAAUCAACAUAUUACUUUUGUACGAGAAUUUGCAAAUACUGUUUCAGAAUUUCAAGAUAAAGUUGAUGCCUUGAUUACUAAUUAUGAAGAUAUAUCGCGUUUAAUUGAAGACUUAAAAACUUGUGCAUAUCAGUUGAAAAAAUUCAAGUCCAACUUGGAAAAAAUUCAAAAAUUGAUUGACCGUCUUAAUCUUGAAUCUUAUUCUAAUCUUGACGCUUGGGUUGCGCAACUUGACAAACGGAUUGAAACCGUCUUGUCUCAACGAUUACAACGUUCAAUAGCUUCAUGGACAACUGAAUUCAUUUCAUCCAGUGACGAAUCUACUGUUAUAGAGGCAAUUUCUCAUGAAACCUCAACUAGUAAAGGUACAAAGAGUGUCCGACGUAGAACUAUUAGAAAUGAUUCUUUUGAUGGUGGAAGACCGACAAUUGCAAAAGCUGAAAAACCUGUGCUUCAGCAAUCUGUUCACAUAGUGCGUAUUAGAAAUCAAGUAAUUUAUUUGGAUCCGCCAAUUGAAGAUGCCAGAACUCAAUGGUAUAACCAAUUACACGAAUGGCUUUCGGUUGUAUGCAAUUUACCAAGAAUUCAAGGUUCACGUUAUGAUAUUGAUCUACAAGUUAGAGGAUCCACCGUUUCUCGAGAAACCACAUAUUCCAAUUUAUUGGCGCAAAUUCCUGAUGGCUCACUAGAAAAAGCAUAUGAAGUCAUUGAAACCAAAUUGAAAGAAGUAUCUGAAUAUGUUAACAAAUGGUUUCAGUUUCAAUCAUUAUGGGAUCUUGAACCUAAUUAUAUUUAUGAUCGACUUGGUGAUGAUCUUAAUAAAUGGAAACAAAUUCUUUCGGAGAUAAAGAAAUCACGCACUACGUUUGAUAAUUCAGAGGUCGAAAAAUCCUUUGGCUUUAUAGUAGUUAAUUACGAACAGGCACAAAGCAAAGUAAAUGCCAAGUAUGAUCAAUGGCAACGUGAUGUUCUUGCUAAAUUUGGUAUUAAACUUGGUGAUUCCAUGAAAGAAUUUCAUUCAGCAGUUUCAAAUUCUCGCAAAGAACUUGAAAAUAAAUCUAUGGAAAGUAAUAAUACAAGUGAAGCUGUUGCUUUGAUUACUUUCGUACAAGACCUCAAACGUAAGGUUAAUAAAUGGAGCCAAGAUGUUGAGAUAUUCCGUGAAGGACAAAAAACUUUAGAGCGACAACGGUAUCAAUUUCCAAGUGAAUGGCUAUAUAUUGAACAGGCUGAAGGUGAAUGGAGUGCCUUUAACGAAAUCUUAGAGAAAAAGAAUAAUCAGAUUCAAGAUCAAAUUGAUGGAUUAAAAUUGAAGAUUGUUGCCGAGGAUAAAAAUGUUGAAGAAAAAAUUAAGACGAUUAUUUCUGAAUGGGACACGAACAAGCCAAUACAAGGAGAUAUUAAACCGGACAUUGCAACAAAUACACUCACUAUUUACGAAAGAAAAGUUACUCGUCUUAAGGAAGAAUAUGACAUGGUUUGUCGUGCAAAAGAGGCACUUGACAUGGCCUUUACUAAUGAGGAUCGUUUAGAUAACGUUCUUGAAGAACUUAAAGAUCUCAAUUCUGUCUGGAAAUCUCUUUCAAGUGUUUGGAAAUCAAUUAAUGAAUUAAAAGAAUCCUUAUGGUCUACUAUAGUCCCACGAAAAAUUCGUCAACAAUUGGAUAAUCUUCUUAAUGAUAUUAAAAAGAUGCCAGGUCGUAUGCAUUCAUAUAAACCAUUUGAAUACGUUCAAGAAACUGUGAAAUCCUACCUUAAAUUGAACCCAAUUCUUUCUGAGCUCAAAUCUGAAGCACUGAAAGAGCGUCAUUGGAGACAACUAUUCAAGGCCCUUAAACUCGAUGGCCGUUUCCUUUUAAGCGAAAUGACAGUUGGUCAUGUUUGGGAUUUCGAUCUUAAAAAAAAUGAGCAA